CCCGUUGAAGGCUGCUGGUGCGGCCUAGGCACAGUCGGCAUUCAAUGCACCCCUCGGAGAGGGCACCCGUGUUCCCCAAAGAGACCGGGACCACUUUCUGGUCAUGCACACGGCCAGCACAGGUCAAGGGGCCAGCGGAUACCCAUGCUCACAGAGCUCCCACGCUACCUUAGAAGCACACCGGUGUGCUUCACUCCCAAAUUAAUUUCUAGUUUUCCAGGAAAAAAAUUGUUUUUGAAGAAGUUAGCUAGGAGGAGACUCAGGAUGCUUCCAGACCGAGCAUGCUAUAGCUAUUAUUACUACAGCUUCACAGGAAAGGUCACAGCUAGACAUGGGAACAAUGUAUCCUCCUGCCAGCUGGGUUCCCCUCCUUGGACUCACACCCCAUCACACUGGUCAGCCUUGGCCGGGCCAGGACCAUUUGUAACCCCACAAAUCUGCAUCCGAUACGACUUGCACGAGCUCGGAUUAGGGCUGACCUCUUAAGGUUAGUUCUGCUGGAUGCUCAAGCAGAGUCUGGCGAGAAGUCAGCAUUUCAGAGAGCACUUGGAAUGUUUUGGCUUGCCAGCUAAUGCAGCGUUUCCCACUUGUCAACAUAAGCGGCCCAGGGCAAAAUUCGAAGUACGUUUCCCUCAGUACAGCACCCGUCAGAUGUUAUACUCUGUUGCUGAUCCAGUCUCGCCUACAAGGGCUGUAGAGAGAGACUGGAAGAAUUGAUCCCCGUGCCUCCUGAAGUUGCGAGAUGGCCAAUUCAACCACCACAGAGCCUCCGACCCAGCCGUGCUCCCGGAACACCCUGAUCACGCAGCAGAUCAUCCCCGUGCUGUACUGCGUGGUCUUUGUCACCGGCGUCCUCCUCAACGGGAUAUCGGGAUGGAUAUUCUUUUAUGUGCCCAGCUCUAAGAGUUUUAUCAUCUAUCUCAAGAACAUAGUGGCCGCUGACUUUCUGAUGGGCCUGACUUUCCCCUUCAAAGUCCUUGGUGACUCAGGCCUGGGCCCCUGGCAGGUGAAUGUGUUCGUGUGCAGGGUCUCUGCCGUGGUCUUCUACGUCAACAUGUACGUUAGCAUCGUCUUCUUUGGGCUCAUCAGCUUCGACAGGUACUACAAAAUUGUGAAGCCCCUUUGGACUUCUGUGGUCCAGUCAGUAAGCUACAGCAGACUGCUGUCCGUGGUUGUGUGGGCGCUCAUGCUUCUCCUCGCUGUCCCAAACAUCAUUCUGACAAACCAGAGCGUCAAGGAGGUGACGAAGAUACAGUGCAUGGAACUCAAAAACGAGCUGGGGCGGAGGUGGCACAAGGCGUCUAACUACGCCUUCGUGAGCAUUUUCUGGGUUGUGUUUCUCCUCCUAAUCUUCUUCUACACGGCCAUAACAAGGAAAAUCUUCAAGUCUCACCUCAAGUCCAGGAGGAAUUCCAUCUCCGUCAAAAGGAAAUCCAGCCGCAAUAUAUUCAGCAUCGUGCUCGUAUUUUUCGUCUGCUUUGUGCCUUACCACAUUGCCAGAAUCCCUUACACGAAGAGUCAGACGGAACCUCACUACAGCUGCCGGUCGAAGGAGACCCUGCUCUACGUGAAAGAAUUCACUCUGCUGCUCUCUGCUGCCAACGUAUGUCUGGACCCCAUUAUUUAUUUCUUCUUAUGCCAGCCAUUUAGAGAAGUCUUGAGUAAGAAGCUACACAUCUCAUUAAAGGUCCAGAAUGACCUCGACGCUUCCAAAAGCAAAAGGGGGAACACAGUUCAUGAAAGCACAGACACUCUGUGAACUCCCAUUCCCUUCCGAGUACUGUUCACGUUGUUACAUGGUAAUUAAGAACUAUACGUAAAAAUGCAUGCUUAUGAUGAUAAGUAACCUACCUGGCAAUAUGAUUCAAUAGUAAGUCUGAAGUUCAAAAUAGUAAGUAUAACGAAAUUCAAAGUUUUGAUGUAAAAUCGAAGUCCACGCACAUCUGCACUUUUUUUUAGAAGUUGAGUGAAUGGAGGAAUAGUGUGUGGUUUCUGGUCUACGAAUAAGCAAAACUAAACCCUCCUCUGCUAUUAACUAGCUUCUUAGAAGACACCCAAUCUUUCAGAUGGUCCUGCUACAUAUUUUUCCACAUUUACUUCCUGUUUUCUACUCUGUAUGUACCAAUAAACAAGUUGUCUUCAAAA
Messenger RNA from Mesocricetus auratus (golden hamster), 2145 nucleotides. RefSeq names its product purinergic receptor P2Y14 (gene P2ry14). Gene Ontology annotation, molecular function: G protein-coupled purinergic nucleotide receptor activity. The coding region runs from base 743 to 1759 and encodes 338 amino acids. Gene Ontology annotation, biological process: G protein-coupled receptor signaling pathway. NCBI's taxonomy places the organism in Eukaryota, Metazoa, Chordata, Mammalia, Rodentia, Cricetidae. The record is from RefSeq and is a predicted model, not a curated record. Gene Ontology annotation, cellular component: membrane. The transcript has 2 exons.